AUGGCUUGUUGUCACAAGGUAAUGAUACUGCUGGACACUGCGGGCGGCUCCACUCGCCAGAGCCCGGUUCGGCGGGCCGCCCUGCGACUCCUCACCUACUUGAGUUGCCGAUUCGGCCUGGCUAGGGUCCACUGGGCCUUCAAGUUCUUUGACUCGCAGGGGGCGCGAAGUAGACCUUCCAGAGUGCCUGACUUCCGCGAGCUUGGGGCCCGCUCCUGGGAGGACUUCGAGGAGGAACUAGAGGCCAGGCUUGGGGAUCUUGCCCUCGGCGCCCAUCUGCCAGGUCCCGCGCCCAGGGUCACCCACACGCACAGCGCUCUGAUGGAGACGCUGCUGGAUUACCAGUGGGACCGGCCCGAGAUUACGUCGCCUACAAAGCCGUUCCUGCGGAGCAGCGGGAGGAGACUGCUGGACGUGGAGAGCGAGGCCAAGGAAGCCGAGACUGCUCUUGGCGGCUUUGUGAAUGCAGUCUUCCUCCUGGCCCCGUGUCCACGUUCGCAGAGGGAGCUGUUGCAGUUCGUGUCUGUAUGCGAGGCCCAGGCCCAGCGCUUGCCACCCACCCCUAAGCAGGUAAUGGAGAAGUUGUUGCCCAAGAGAGUCCAGGAAGUCAUGAUCGCCCGAAAAAUCACCUUGUACUGGGUGGAUACCACCGAAUGGGCUAAGUUAUGGGAAUCCCCAGACCACCUUGGGUUCCAGACAGUAUGUGAACUUCUCCACCAUGUUGGCGGUACUAUCUUGCCAUCUGAAACUUUCAGCCAGGAAUUUCCUAAAGGUGGGCAAACACUACUCCAUGGUGAAAGAAAGCUAUCAAGUGACACUAACCUCUCUCCAUGGAUUUCAGCUUUACCAGCUGAUUCCACUUUAAACUGUUUGCUCUACAAUUCUCAUGAAUAUGAAGUAUCAUUUCCACGGAUAGAAGGAAUGUUAUUUCUCCCUGCUAAAGGCAAAGAGAUUCAAGAAACAUGCAUAGUUACCCUAGAGCCCUUGACCAUGUAUCAGAGCCAUUUUAAGAAACCGGUCAGAAUUGUUCUAAAAGGCCCAGUCAUCCAUUGGGCUCUCCCAACGAGCAGCACUUUGGGCACUGAUAUCUGGAUGUUACAGAGUCCUGAAGAUGACAGAUCAAGUCAAAGGUUGUUAUUUCACCAGCUGUCAAGUAUGCUGACUGCUGAAGACUUACAUCUGGUUGCCAGUGUGGAUCCUGGUGAAGGCUGGCCCCCUCUCACUGGAGUUAUUUCUCCCUUCUCCACCAAUGCUGCAAUUCUCACUGUGUUCCGUACCAAGGAUGUUGAAUUUCAAAGACAUUUUCUCCAAAAGGUUGUGCCAGAGAGCCCCCAGGAUACACUUUCUCUUUUCUCCGAUAUCACAAAUGAUGUAUUGAAGUGGAUUCAUAAUUCACUUGAAGAUCCUGCUCCUCCUGCCUCUCCUGUUCCAGAGUGGGCCCAGCAGGAGCUUGGCUGCACCAUUCCCUGGAGUACAGCUGUCUCUGAGAAGUGGUUUACUUUCUCCAACCUCAGUGGUGCCAGUUCAAAUUUAAUGGAAUCAUUCUGGUUACUACAGGCUGCUUCAGCUAAUAAGGAAGAAUCUUCCAAAACUGAAAAUGAAUUAACACGUUGCCUCUCCGAGUUCUACCAGAGAAAAUCUCAUGAAGAAUCUGCAUUAGUUAGUCAGGAAGACAGCAGAAGAAAAAGAGGUGUCCCACGUACUCCAGUCAGGCAGAAGAUGAAUACCAUGUGCCGUUCUUUAAAGAUGUUGAAUGUUGCAAGGCUCAAUGUAAAGGCUCAGAAGUUACAGCCGGAUGGCAGUCCAGACGCAGCUGGGGAAAAAGGGAUCCAAAAGACAGCCAGUGGAAGAACAGCAGAUAAAUUGGAAGACAAAGGAAGAACAUUAAGAAGUUCUAAACCUAAAGAUUUUAAAACCAAGGAGGAGCUGCUAUCUUAUAUACAUGAAAUUUAUCAAAAGACUGUGGCCACUGGAGAAAUCCCGUUGUAUUCAUGUGCUCAGAACAUGAUCUCAACAUUUAAAGCAUUCCUAAAAUCCAAAGGCACCAAGGAAUUGGAGAUGAACUGCUUGAAGCAGGUAAAAGAUAACCUCUUAAAAACUAGUAAAAGUCUUCGACAGAAUCUAGGAAAAAAAUUGGAUAAGGAAACCAAAGUCAGAGAGUGCCAGCUUCAGAUAUUUUUUCGUUUGGAGAUGUGUCUGCAGUGCCCUUUAAUACAAGAGAGUAUAGAUGAUACAGAACAAGUAGUGGAGGAGGUGACAGAACUGCUGCGCAUGGUGUGUUUAACUGAGGAUUCAGCUUACCUAGCAAAAUUUCUGGAGGAAAUUUUGGGAUUGUAUAUUGAGUCCAUGCCAAAGACACUUGGAAGUCUUUACAACAGCCUAGGGUUUGUGAUUCCUCAGAAGCUGGCCACUGCCCUUCCUAUAGAUUUUUUCAGUGAUGACUCCAUCACACAGGAGAGCAAGUCACCAGAUAUUUCUGUGCCUCUUUUAUCAAGUGCUCAUAGAUCAGUGUCAGGUGUCACUGAAUCUGACCAACUAGAGGAGCUUCGUACCAGAUCAGCCAAGAAGCGAAGGAAAAAUGCAUUAAUCAGACAUAAAAGCAUUGCAGAGGUUUCACAGAAUCUUCGACAAAUUGAAAUUCCCAAAGUGUCCAAGAGAGCUCCAAAAAAUGAGAACUCUCACUCUGCUCUGCUGCAGCCUCCACCUGCAGUGAAAGAUACAGUACAAGAAGUGACCAAAGUUCGAAGAAAUCUUUUCAACCAGGAAAUGCUUUCUCCUUCAAAGAGAUCACUAAAGCAGGGGUUGCCUCGAAGCCAUUCUGUGUCAGCUGUGGAGGGUCUAGAGUAUAAAUCUGACAACUUCAAGAGGACCAAAGAUUAUCAUAAACUGCUGACUAAGAGUGUGGCAGAGACUCCAGAACAUAAGCAAAUAUCCAAAAGACUUCUACAUAGACAGAUCAAAGGCAGGUCAUCUGAUCCUGGUCCUGAUAUUGGCAUUGUUGAAGAGUCCCCUGAAAGAGGAGAAAAUGAAUUAAGUUUGAGACGAAGUCCUCGAAUCAAGCAAUUGUUAGUCAGCAGGACAAAUUCUGGUUUCUUCUAUUCUGCAUCUCAGCCAAAAUCUCGAAGUAUUCAGAGAGUUCACUCGUUCCAGCAUGAUAAGUCAGAUCGAAGAGAAAAUUUUCCAGCCCAAAGCAUUCGGUCUCCCAAGACACUUCUCUUUGGUGCAGUGUCUAAGAUGACCAGCCCCUCAGAGAAGGGCUCAGCCCACAUUAAAAGGCCUUCAAGAAACAUGUUGGGUUCUGAGAUAACUACAGCUUAUCAGACUCCCAAGAAGAGUUACUGGAAAUCCCCAAGCUCUUCUAAAGCUACACUAAGAAGGCUCCCUUGUACACCACAGACUCCAAGCUGCACUCCAGAAAGGCUGCUGGAAUCCCCUGCAGAAAUGACACCUGCAAAACAGGCAGUGUUUAAGGAGUCCUUAAAGGACUCUCCUUCAUAUGGCUGUGAUUCACCAUCUGAACUGACAGUAACUCCUCAAAAAGGAUACUCACUGGUGGAAGGACUUGCCUCUCCUCUUGAAAAGAAGGUACCAAGAACUCCCAGAAGGCACGCUGCUCAGCCACCUGAGUUUCUGCAGACUUGUGCUUGGUCACAGUCAGUACGUUCCAAUGCAGAAAGCACCUUAUGUCCAGCAGCCCAGACGACACCUACUGUCCAGACCAGGAGUGGGUGCCUGACUCCUACUAGACACUAUAUUAGAACACCCUCAAAAUCAGCAUCCUUGGGGUUGCUAGGAGAGGUGGACUUUGUGGGCAUACACCAGAACCAAAAGAGUCAAGGUCCCCAGGUCCCUGGAGCUUCUCAGGCAGAGGGACCAGCACAGACACUGAAGGAAAAAUCUGUCAAAACUCCAAAGAGACCAAAAUCUUCACCUAUGAAUUCCUACCCACCUAUUUCUCCAAAGGAACCAUUUAACUCUCCUUCAUGUGAUAUUUCCAAGAAGAGUCCAUUUAGGAAAUCUCUGAUGGACUCUCCUGUCCCUGGAGAACUGGAUUGGAAAGUGCCCCAGCAAUCAUCUCAUGUAGCCACAUCACUCCCAUGUUCUGUUCCCUCAACUCCCCCCAGAAUCUCACAGGUACAUAAAUCUGACACCUUUCCUCCUCCACCCCCUUCUAAAAUUGGAAACCGAUACAGAAAUACCUCUAAUCUUGAAAGAAGCAUCCCAGAGUGCCAGCCUAACACCUUGGGUGUUCCUGUGGUUGGCAAAACUGGCAAACCAGCUGCCAUCACAAAUUCUCAAAAGGACCAAAAGGAAGGGAGCCUCUCUCCUCAGUCUUCUCCAGAAAGACAUAGUUACCCUGGGGCUAGUUUAGGAAGAGGCUGGCAUAUGUCCUCCCCUUUGCUUAUUUCAAGUGACACAGAGUACCUUGUUGAUGAAGAUGAACACCACGGCAGUGAUAACGUGAAAACUAAUAUUUCACUGGAGCAAGGUGAGGCGUUAAGGACGGUGGUUGCUGAUAAACAGCCUUCUCUGUCUCACCCUGGGAUUCCUCCAUCUCCCCCUUCCUCUGGGUCCAGCUCCCCUCUGGCACCUUUGUACAGCUUGUGCUACAUGGCAAACAGAAAGCAGGGCCAGACCGUAGCACAUCAAGAGAAUCUGCAGGCUUCAACUCAGCCUUCCAGAGCCUCUGCCAGCCCACAGACUUACGAGGUUGAGCUGGAGAUGCAAGCUUCAGGCCUCCCCAAGCUUCGAAUUAAAAAGAUAGAGCCCAGCUCUUUGUUAGACACUGAACCUCUAAGGGAGGAUAGCUCUCUAAGAGAGGAGAGCACCUUCCCUGGUCUCAGCUCAGCCAGAGGCAGCAGGCCCUCAGGUAAACCUGACACCAGCUACAUGUCACCCCCCUGCCUCCACUCCUCACACAGCACCCCUGGAAAGAGCUGGGGACAGAGUUACAUCUGCCAGUCCUGCACCCCAACCCGCUGCCCCUCUAGUGCCCCCUCUCCUUUUCAAGCAGAGCUUGGGGUUCCUUGGACACCAUCUCCCAAGCACCAUGGAAAGACACCUCCUGACACGAUUAAAGACUGGCCCAGGAGAAAGAGGGCAGUAGACUGCAGCGGGAGCAGCUCUGCAGGGAGGAACGAAGUCAGUGCAGACCUUCCAGGGAGUGGGACAGGGCUUGAGCCGGAGGGAAAGGAGCAAGGGUUUGAACUCGGUGUCAGUAAAACUCGCAUCCUAGGGGAGUUUGAACUUGAGGGGGUAUGUCAGCUGCCAGAGCAAUCACCUCCGAGGGAGAAUGUGCCUAAGGCUGAAGGCACCUCAUGGGGACAGUGUGGACUGCGCUCCAGGAAGAGACUCCUUUCUAAUAAGGAAGAAGCUGAGUAUUGGGCCAAGAGAAUCUAUGAUAGCCAGAGAGAAGACUCAGAAGCGAAUGGAGAGAAGUCUCCGGGUGCAAGUAUGGGGCAGCUUCCCUCCACAGGGGAUGAGGAGGUCUUUGUUUCAGGCUCCACCCCACCUCCCAGCUGUGCUGUGCGGACCUGCCUCUCUGCUAGUGGUCUUCAAGCACUGACCCAGUCUCCUCUGCUGUUCCAGGGAAGGACAGUUUCCUCUCAGUGUAAAGACACCAAAGAUGAGGAUAUGGAUGUAUUUCCCUCCACUGCAGAAGAAUCUCCUUUCAGCCGUGCAUUCUCAAGGAGACGCCCCAUCAGUAGAACUUACACACGGAAGAAGCUGAUUAGCUAG
Messenger RNA from Orycteropus afer afer, 5739 nucleotides. RefSeq names its product TOPBP1 interacting checkpoint and replication regulator (gene TICRR). Lineage: Eukaryota; Metazoa; Chordata; Mammalia; Tubulidentata; Orycteropodidae. The coding region runs from base 1 to 5739 and encodes 1912 amino acids. The record is from RefSeq and is a predicted model, not a curated record. Gene Ontology annotation, biological process: response to ionizing radiation; DNA replication; mitotic G2 DNA damage checkpoint signaling. Gene Ontology annotation, molecular function: chromatin binding. The transcript has 23 exons. Gene Ontology annotation, cellular component: nucleus.